This is a messenger RNA of Durio zibethinus, 1269 nucleotides long. RefSeq names its product agamous-like MADS-box protein AGL14. NCBI's taxonomy places the organism in Eukaryota, Viridiplantae, Streptophyta, Magnoliopsida, Malvales, Malvaceae. Gene Ontology annotation, cellular component: nucleus. Gene Ontology annotation, molecular function: protein dimerization activity; DNA-binding transcription factor activity; RNA polymerase II transcription regulatory region sequence-specific DNA binding. Gene Ontology annotation, biological process: positive regulation of transcription by RNA polymerase II. The record is from RefSeq and is a predicted model, not a curated record.
GUCUAGGGUUAUAGGAGCUUGAGGGAGUGAAUAGGAACAACUUGGUUAAGUCAUUUCUCAUCUACAAAAUCCAAGAGAAAUUUCAAAAAAUUCCCAGUAAAAUCUUGUUUUUCUCUUCAAAUCAACUUGAGCAUUAACAUGCCAAGAAAGUUCUUUUUCUGGCUUCUUUUUUAGUUGUAUGUUUUUCCUAAUUUGAGUAGAUUUUUCAGUUAUUCCCUUUCUAUUUUUGGAAACCUUUUUCUCAUCUGGGUCUUUGGUUGUUGUUGACCAUCAAAAUCAGUUUCAGUUCAGACAAACAUUUAUUUCCUAGGACUCAACGAGUUUACCCUUUUCUGGGUUUUUCUUCUAGAAUUCAUUUUUUCCUUUAGUUAUAGGAGAACUACUGUUGAGACUAUGGUGAGAGGGAAAAUUCAGAUGAAGAGAAUAGAAAAUGCAACAAGCAGGCAAGUAACGUUUUCAAAGCGAAGGAAUGGGUUGCUUAAAAAGGCCUUUGAGUUAUCAGUUCUCUGCGAUGCUGAAAUUGCACUCAUCAUCUUCUCUCCUAGAGGAAAUCUAUAUGAGUUUUCUAGUUGUAGCAUGAACAAAACCAUAGAACGGUAUCAGAAGAGAGAGAAGGAUCUUGGAAUCAUCAGCGAAGUUUUAGAGGAAAGUAUGCAGAAUAAUGUGAAGGAAGACGCUUACAGCAUGGCAAAGAAGAUCAAAUUUCUCGAAGAUUCUAAACGAAAACUCUUGGGAUAUGGAUUGGAGCCAUGUUCUCUUAAUGAGCUGCAACUGUUAGAAAACCAGUUGGAACGAAGCUUAAGUAGACUUAGGGCAAGAAAGAAUCAGUUAUUUUGGGAGCAGAUGGAGAAGCUAAAGGAGGAGGAGAGACGCCUUAGGGAAGAAAAUGCAAAGCUGCGAGAAAAGUGUGGGAUGCAACCUAGACAACCAUCAACAAGCAAAUCCGAUGACCACACCGAGCCCAUGGAGGUGGAGACGGAAUUAUUCAUAGGACCACCGGAGGGAAGUAUCCAAAGAAACCAUAAGACUUAAUUAAUUGACGAUUAGUAAAGCUUCAAAACUUUGAGAAAAUUCACAUGAGGUAUCAUUUUCUUGCAUUUCCACUUUCGAGUUGUGAUGAAAUAAAUUAUGAGUGUAUAUAGUUUUUAUAAACAGAAAAGGAUGGGACCAUACUAUAAAAUUUGUGUGAUUAAUUGUAAGAUUUUAUGUGUGGAAGAGUUGUGUAAUAUAUACCAAGAGAUCCAUUAACUGGAAAUUAAAUUGAUGAUA